CCCUAUAUCCCCCGCCUUCUGACUGCACAUAACAAGAGCUACUUAACCGCCAUAGGUCUAAUACACGUAGCCUACUCACGGUGGACCAUGUCCCUUCCAAUGCGGCCAACAUGCAUUAUACCUUUGAUUUGUGUUAUUCUUAUGUCGGCACCUGGAUGUACAGCGCGCUACGCAGCAAACUGGACCAGUCUGGAUGCCAGACCCCUGCCCAAGUGGUUCGACGAGGCGAAGAUCGGGAUUUUCGUCCACUGGGGGGUCUUCUCGGUCCCUGGCUUCGGGCAGUUUAGUGAGUGGUUUUGGUACUGGUGGCACUCACAAAGACGCGCUGAAGAAGUUAAGUUCAUGCAGAAGAACUACCCGCCGGGCUUUAAAUACGCGGAUUUUGCGUCCGAGUUUCGCGCAGAGUUCUUCGAACCGGACAACUGGGCAGACAUCUUCAAAGCCUCUGGAGCCAGGUAUGUGGUUUUCACAUCCAAACACCAUGAAGGAUUCACAAACUGGCCCUCAGCGGGCUCUUGGAACUGGAACUCAGUGGAUGUAGGUCCUCACCGGGACCUGGUGGGAGAACUGGCUACAGCUAUCCGGAAGAAGUCCCUGCACUUUGGUCUCUACCACUCUCUAUAUGAAUGGUACCAUCCCCUUUACUUGUUGGACCAAGCCUCUGGAUUUAAGACUCAGAAUUUUGUUGCCCAAAAGACUCUUCCAGAGCUAGUGGACCUUGUGAUGUCGUACAAACCUGAUCUGAUCUGGUCUGACGGGGACUGGGAUGCACCAGAUACCUACUGGAACUCCACCGAGUUCCUGGCCUGGCUCUACAAUGACAGCCCAAUCAAGGAUGUGGUGGUUACCAAUGACAGGUGGGGUAAGGGCUGCUACUGCAAACAUGGAGGCUACUACAACUGCGCUGACAGGUACACGCCCGGUAAACUUCCAGACCACAAAUGGGAGAAAUGCCAGUCCAUCGACAGCCGCUCCUGGGGCUACCGAAGGGACAUGAUGCUGAGCGAAAUCAUGGACCUGCCGUCCAUCAUUAAGGACAUGGUGUAUGUGGUGGCAUUGGGUGGUAACUACCUGCUGAACAUUGGGCCGAUGUCAGAUGGCAUGAUUGCCCCUGUGUUUGAGGAGAGGCUGAGGGGACUUGGUGCCUGGUUGGGGAUUAAUGGGGAGGCCAUCUAUGCUUCCAAACCCUGGAGGGUCCAGACGGAGAACAGCACUGUCACUGUCUGGUACACUGCUAAAAACAAAAUCGUUUACGCCAUAAUCCUUGGCUGGCCGUCCAAACAACCACUUCAGCUCACAGCACCAAAGACGUCUGGAGUCACACAAGUUACACUUCUGGACUAUCCUAAUGUUCCACUGAAGUGGGCACCAGUGACACCAACAGCUGGACUGACGAUUGUUAUGCCUACAAUGCCAGCAUCUCCUGGGGAUGCCUGGUGUCUAAAACUGGAGGGAGUGGUCUAACGUCAGUGAGUUGUAACAAAAGACCAAGUAGUCUUUACGUUAAGGGACAUGUCUGUUACACUUUACUAUACUGUGUGUGCAAUUGUAAAUUAAGGCUACGUUUAGACGGAAACGAUCUGAAGAGAAAACGUGGCGUUGCGUUCUCACUUUUUAUUCCGUGCGCGCCUGCGUAGAACCUUCCUUUUCACCCGUGAGCGUAUUCGUGUAAACAGGGCCUAAGUAAUCAAUGGGAUUUAAGUGGGAUUUUACUCUGCAUUUAGCAUGCACCGUAAUAUUAAAAGGCUGUCACCUUUUCAGUGAUAAUGAAUCUGAAUGAUGAAAUGUCAUGUUUGAAGUCAUUGAAAAAUGUAUUGCUAUUAGGUAAUCUCUAUCAUUCCUCCUUAUUGAGCUCCUAUGUUCACUUAUCCUGUGUUUUAGUGAACAUGAUGUAUUACCUUCAUUUUUUCCCCAGUAUAAGGAUGAGUGAAGUAGUAACAUUUGACCGUAUUGUUGCACUGAGCACAUCAUCUGCAUUUGUAACAUCCAUUUGAAAGAAGUUUCAACAAAUCCUGUGUACUCUUUUUCACAGAUUUUUACAUCCGCAUGUACAAGACUAUUUCUAAGAUUCUUAUCUCUGUGAUAAACUAUGAAUGGUUCUUUUAAAUCUAUAAAUAUUGCAGGGUCUGAAUAUAAUGUGCCAAUGUUUUUUUUUUAUAUAUAUGAUGGAGUCCAAUAUGUGACAGUUGGGUAUAAGUAUAAUAAACAUGAUU
Molecule: messenger RNA, 2213 nt
Organism: Sander lucioperca (pikeperch)
Lineage: Eukaryota; Metazoa; Chordata; Actinopteri; Perciformes; Percidae
Product: tissue alpha-L-fucosidase-like
Exons: 7
Coding region: 88-1464 (458 amino acids)
Biological process (GO): fucose metabolic process; glycoside catabolic process
Cellular component (GO): lysosome
Molecular function (GO): alpha-L-fucosidase activity
Source: RefSeq, a predicted model, not a curated record